Gilbertella persicaria is the source of this 234-nucleotide messenger RNA. RefSeq lists its product as uncharacterized. The transcript has a single exon. The annotation marks the transcript as partial. The record is from RefSeq and is a predicted model, not a curated record. NCBI's taxonomy places the organism in Eukaryota, Fungi, Mucoromycota, Mucoromycetes, Mucorales, Choanephoraceae.
AUGCGAGUAUGGCUGACAGAUUUCGAACAUCAUGCAAAACUUCAUGGAGUCAGUAACUUGGAUUUAUGUGCACGAUAUAUUGCCAGCUAUAUGCCUCAAGAUAUCCAGAACUGGCUAUCACGACGAGCUCCACCAAUUUUGGUCAAAUGGACUCUCAUGAAAGAAGCUUUGAUUGGUAGAUUUGGUAUUUCAGAGGAAAUCGACAAUAAGCGACGUCUCAAAGAACUCAAAAAA